AUGGACAUUUCUAUGGGCAAAUACUAUGUCUUCACCGUGGUAGCUUUGAAGCGGCAAAAGGGAGACAAUGUUCAUGUUGUGAAGGAAUACACGGAAAGACUCAUCAAGGCCUUGGGAACUGAAAUUGCUGGAUUCUCCCUUCAGUCCACCCUCAGCACACCAGCAUACAAGAACCUGAAUCCAAUUGGAUCACAAUUGAUGAGAGGGACAGGAACCAUUAUGAUCGAUGUGAUCAUGAUCGAUCUCAUCGCGGCCAAGAACCCUGUGCUAGCUUCUGGAAGCUUGCAAGGAGAAUUGGGCUAUGCACUCCAGGUCGAGGAGUAUUGGAAUCCGGAGAAGCAUGAGUUUGCAAGGAGGUCUUGGCCACUGGACUGCAACCUUGAGUCGGUCAGUGACGAUUCUUCCUACAAGCCUUCACCUUUGUCAACUCCCAGAAGCAUGAGCAACGUGGCCUCAGAGAGUGAUAUGGACUUGGAGGCGGAACCUCGACACACUUUCGAGGCCAGCGAUGGCGCGGAUGGCGCGUUCCGCUGCGCUUGGAUUGCAGGAUGUCAAGGUUUCGCCAGGCGUGUGGUCAAGUUGCCCAGAAGCGCACGGAAGGACAAGGAGAGCGACCAUUGGUCCGUCCUGGGCGUGUCGCCGGGCGCCUCCCCCAGCGAAGUGCGCACGGCCUUCCGCGCCAAGGCGCGCACGGUGCAUCCGGACGCCGCCGGCGGAGAUACGGAGAGGUUCCAUGCCUUGAGCCAGGCCUAUGCCAAGGCCAUGAAGUUUAAGGAAAGCAACGAAGAGACGGACAGCAAAGCUGCCAGGUCGUCAAAGCCUGCAAGAUCACAGGCUGCGCCAGAAGAGAAGAAGGAACCUACCCUGGAGGAUUUCCUUCAGUGGCGACGGCGGCAGCAGUCCCGCCACGCAGCGCGCCGCGCUGGCCGUGCUGCCACGCAGACCACUCCACGGUCUUCCAGCCGUGGCCCUGCGACAAGGUCGCCCCAUGCGAGCAGAAAGCUGCGGCAGGGGCGGCUGCAAGAUGCGCUUCGACAGGCCGAAAAUCCGGAGUUGGAAGCCGCAUGGCUCAGGGAGGUGGACAUGGAAAGCCUGCGAAUGGAGCGUUCCAAGAAGCGUUCUGCGAAGUCCAAGAGGUCAUCUGCGCCUACGAUGAUGAAUGAUGAACGCGUGGGCUAUCGAAGCGUCAGAUCGCCUAGUGGAACCGUCACGGUUCCCAUUUUCCAGUCCAAGGAGGGAGCUAGGUACUACAUGUCUCCGUUCACCUCCAAACGCGUCGCUAUACCUUGA
Cladocopium goreaui is the source of this 1290-nucleotide messenger RNA. The record is from the annotation of a GenBank genome assembly. Lineage: Eukaryota; Dinophyceae; Suessiales; Symbiodiniaceae.